ACCACAAGGGAGACAACUAUAAAAUCGACAUGAUUUAUGCUGCAUCAAAAUUUUUUCUAGGCGACAGUUUUGAAAUAUUACUUAAAUUUAAGCCAGUUUAGAAGAUAAGACAUGUUGAUGUCUGAGGGACACAGUGAGGAUCUGCAACGUCACAUGUACAAGCUGUACCAAGAUGGAGAAAUGUGUGACCUUGAGAUCUUCUCGAGGGAUGGAAUCACUUUCCGAGCCCACAGACUUGUUCUGACAGCGUCCUCUAGGCAUUUACAUAACCUCUGUAUUCAGUCGGGAGACUGUACUAGUUAUCAGUUUGAUAUUGGGAGUGAGGCUCUUCAUGUCCUGCUGGAGUUUUGUUACACUGGGCAGCUAUUUGUUACUGUAGAAAGAUGGAGGGACAUACAGGAUGCUGCUGUUUUACUUCAGAUGUACAACGCUCUUGAGCUUCUGAACAAACAGUCAAGAAAAGGAACCAGUCAUGACUACCAAGAAGUAGGCAACCAGACUGUGUUAGCACCACAUGACAACCCUUCCACUAUCGAUUCCCAGAGCCGGGCCAGUGUUGAAAUUGUCCCAUUUAAUAGUCAGUUUAAACUGGAAGGACAAACAGAGAUGUUUGAUAAUGAUAUACUUGGUGGAGACCAGAACCAGCAAGAGAUUAUCGUAAAACAGGAAAUACCAGUACUGCAUGAAGAGGGGAACCAGUUGGGAAAAUCUGCUGAAGAUAAAAGAAGGAAUGUCAAGGUCACGCACUACAGAACGAGGUCAGGUUCCAAAAAAGAUAAAAUAACAAACAGUAUUGAAAAUUGCUUAGAGGAGUCAAAGAAGGUUGAUCUGGACAAUGAACCGAGACAAAAGAAAAAGCCAGUAGCAUUUACAGGGAUCAAAGGUCGUAGAAAUUCAGCAAAGGUCACAAAUGGUGAUGACCCAGAUUAUGAACCUGAAACUAAGUCUGCGAAAAAGGUCAAAGUGAGAAAAAGAAAUGAUAUUAAAACCAGAAGUAAAGUGAGUUCCAGUGAAGAUAAGAAUCGAAGAAUUCUCGCAAAAAUUAAAAAUUCUAAAAUUGAAAAGACAGUUGGGCAAGAAAGGAAGAGAAAAAGGGGCUGUCGAAGGUUUCACAAAAUUUUCAUGCCUCAGAGUUCAAGUAAGAAAUGUCCAGAUUGUAACAAGACUUUCAUGUCUUCAGUGUUACUCCAUAGACACCAACUGUGUGUACACUUCUCUAAAAACUGCUCACAGCUUAAGCAUAAUCAUAUUGUUAAAUUAUCCAAACAAAAAUCGAAUACUUACAGUUGCAUUAUUAAUCAGGGCAUUCUCAACAAGUCUUUGAAAUUUGAAUGCAAAUUAUGUAAAGCAAAAUUUUCGAAAUACUGUCUUUUUACUAUGCAUCAUCGAAAAAAGCAUAGCAAUAAUGCAAGACCGUUUGAAAGUUGGUUACGUUAUUGUUCCGUUAAAUUAGCAAUGCAGAAACUACUUGUGCCGUUCGCAAAAGACAGAAAAUCUAACAGCGGUUCUGUAGCUAAAUCAAAAGCAAACCCGAAGAAGCAUAGAGAAAGAACGUUCAAGUGCACGGCGUGUAACAAGAUGCUUUUGACGCAGUACACGCUGGAGUCACAUAAGAAGAAUAUGCAUGGUGACACAUCUGGACGUGUAAUCAUUCGAAGGGAAAAGGUUGUUCCGCCAGAGCCACUGUUUGUCUGUUCAGAAUGCAGAAAGUCAAAAGGGACAAUCAGGGCACUCAACAACCAUUUACAGAUGAAACACGGGUAUACAUCCAGGGAAGCGAACCGGUUACAACACUGUGUACCUGACAGUCUCGGUUGUGAGAUUUGCGAGUUUAAGACCCACAAUCUACAGGAGAUGAAAGAGCAUGUCACAGAGAUGCAUUCUUUCUUGAAAUACCAGUGCACGGAUUGUCCUUUGUCAUUUAAGGUUCUGUUGCUGAUGAAGCGUCACAGGUUUAUGUGUCACAUUAUGGGAAAGUAUAAUUUUCACUGUCAACACUGCUCGAAGUCUUUCAGGAAAGGUUCAGUACUGCGUAAACAUGAGUACUUCAAACAUGGUGUACCACAUGAUAAUAUCAAGAUAUUUUACUGUGAACAUCCAGGUUGUAGUUACAAGACAUAUGCUUCAACAGCGAUUAAACUUCACCAGAGUAAACACGUUACGGAGAAGCUGUUCCCGUGUGAAUACUGCGGCAGUAAACUGAAAACUAAGUCGAUUCAUGAGAAGCAUGUGGCAAAGAUGCAUCUUGGUAUACGUCCGUUCUUGUGUCAGGUGUGUGGUCUGAGUUUCGGAGAGAAACACGAACUGCAGUCCCAUAUCACAAACAAACAUUCCAAUGAGAGAAAUUAUCAGUGCCAAUAUUGUUCAUACCGUACAGCUGUAAAGUCUACGUUCUUCACUCAUAUGUUCAAUGUACACAAGGUUCGUGCUGAAGAUGAUAAGAGAGAAUUGUUCUCAUGUCCUCAUUGCCCUUUCACCUCCAUACUGAAGUACCGCUACCAGACACACGUGAAUGGACACACGAAUACUCGCAACUACGAGUGUAAGAUCUGCAAUAAAUCGUUUGUGUCGGCAAAUACGUUACGCUCUCACAAACAGUGGGUACAUUCCGAUAAAGUGUAUUCGUGCACGCAGUGCGAUUACCAGACCAAAACUACUCAAAAAUUGAACGAGCAUAUACGUGUACAGCAUCAGUUACAAGGCUUCAAACCGUAUAAAUGUCCAUAUUGUACAUUCAGAUGCGCUACAGGAGGAAAUACACGUAAACACGUGAAACAGGUGCAUAAAGGUCAGGAAGUGACAUAUUUAAGAGACGAUGAUUUGCUUACAGCUGCACGAAUGGCACGUGCAUCAGGUCAUUAUGCUUCACUUCUCAACACAUUGUCGUCAGUUCAACUGUCACAUGAAGUUAGCGAAGAUGAACGGUCAGAACUCUCAGAAAAUAUACUGCACAUAGCUUUAUAAUUAAAUGGUUUAUACAUUCUGUGUUGUGAUACCACUUGCAAAGUGUUAACUGUUAAUGUUAUACAUCAGUUUAUGUUUUGUUAAAUCUGUAGCAUUUUGAAUUCAUUUAGAAAGAUGCUCUGGAUGUCUUUGAUAUGUAAUUAUGUUUGCAAAAAUUAAGUUUGGUUGUGUAUAAACUGAAGAAGCAAGCAGCAUGGUGCCCACCAAAAGAAUGGUAAGAUCAUGUGCUGGUUGAAAAUGCUCAUUAGAAAUAUUGACCUCUGGGUUAGAGGACUGAAAAUUAGUUUUAUAGUGAUUGUUAUUUGACAUGCAUCCAUUGAAUGUAUAAUUAUGUUGUUAAUUGGCAUGCAUUGAAUACACAUGUCAUUUAUUGUUAUGCAUUGAAUUUACUUGUCAAUAUUUUGCAUGCAUUCAAUUUACUUGUUACUACUUGGCAUGCAUUUAAUUUUCUUGUCAUUACUUGACAUGCAUUCAGUUUACUUGUUAUUACUUGACAUGCAUUCAGUUUACUUGUUAUUACUUGACAUGCAUUCAGUUUACUUGUUAUUACUUGAUAUGCAUUCAGUUUACUUGUUAUUACUUGACAUGCAUUCAGUUUCCUUGUUAUUACUUGGCAUUCAAUUUACUUGCUUGUACAGUGUAACCUCUUUUAAGAGUUAACACCAAUGUAAAGAAUAAAAUAAGUAAUUCUGCAUUAUUUGGAUCAGUUUUUUUCUACAAUAUAGAAUUUGAUGAAAUGCUGAUUUUUCAUUUCUUCUGAAUAUACUAUUUAAAGAACAUCCUGCAGAUUAAAAAGACGGUCGUUUGCUUGAAGUUUUGCAAGUCAAAUAGUGAUCAAUUAGAGUAAUUUUGACCCCAUACAAGUUUCAUAAUGCAGAUGGAAGUAUCUCUACAAUGUAGAUUUUAACGCUGUUUUUCAGAAUUGUAAAAUCUGUAUAUUCUGUUGUGUGGUCAAAAAAUAUAUCUAUAGGUCCAUGUGCUUAUUUUUGAGAUAUUUGCCCGUCAAAUAAGAGAUCCCCAAAAUUUGAAGGCAUCACUUAGAAUUAUUUCAGGUGACAGCAUUUUUAUACACCUGUGAAAUGGGACACAUUAUGUGAUCAUUUGCAGUAGACGGGUGGCAUCCAGUAAAGUUAUCAGCUCUUAAACAGGAGUGCUUUAUAUCCAAUUUUCUCCAAACUUGGUCACAUUGUUUAUUAAUAUUUGAGCCAAGUUUGGUAACCAGUUUGAUUGUCUGAGUGGCUCUGGAGUUAUGGCCCUUGAAUUACUUAAGUAUGAAAAUUGACAUUGUACACUCACUAACUGGAGUAGUUCUUAUCAGUGUUUACAAAAUUUGGUCACGUUUAUGUGCAUAAUUUCUCAGACAGGUUUGAUAACCAGCUGGAUCUUGGGUUAUGGCCCUUGAAUUACCAAGAAUUGGGAAAAUUGAAUGUCUUCUUAAUAUAAUAACUCAAGCAGUUAUUACCCAAUUUUUAAUAAUCUUAGAAUGUUCAUGAGCAUAUUAUCUUCAAAAAGUUCAAUAAUCAGUUAGUCUUUGUUGCUCAGAGUUGUGGCCCUUUAAUUAUUCAAAAUUUAGAAAAUUUACACAAGAUGGCGUUUGAAUGUAGGAUGAUUUUCAUUUCUGUAUAUGCCAUGUUCAAGAAUUAUUACACGUUAUCUGCAUAAAUGAUGUUACACCAUGACCUUUUUUAUCAUAUGUGUAGGACUACUAAAUCAGGGCUCUUGCUUGUGGCAAUUUUGGCGAAAUAGUCACUUUGGCACUUCUUGAGUUUGCUCAGACCUAACCUCAAAGUUUACUUCAAUUUGCCUUGCUUUCUGGAUCCACAAUAAUUGCUGAUUACCAGUAUUCAAAUUGUUGAGAAAUUUUGUACAAUGUCAAAAUCAUUAAGUGAACGAAAAAUAAUGUUGUGAAAAGGUGUUUAUUUUUUGUGAUAUGAAAUUCAACAGCGUCAUUUUGUAUAUGUUAGCUGUUGAAUACAUCAAGAUUCCUUCGUGUUUAAUUAUUGUAUCUAUACAUAUAUACGAAUAUUGGUAUAUAAACUAAAUAUGUAGUAAUUGGCGUCCUAUAUGAAAGGGAUUAAAAAACAAUGAAACAGAUAUCAUUUUAAUGUUUUUAAAACCUACCUCUGUAAUGGGUGAUUAAGACAUAGACAAAAUGCCACGAAAAUGUUUACUGUAUCGAUACCAACAUCAUUUCCCAAAGGAAUAUCGUAUGUAUGUAGUCAUUUUUCACACGAUGCCAAUCAUAUAUUGUUGAGAGGCCUGUGUGAAUUUCUCAAAGUGCGUAUAAAUAAUAUAAAUGUUCUUGUGAUUAUUGUUGAAGUGGGUAAGUUCUGAAAAAAUGACAUAUUUGGAAGGUAUGUUCUGUUCUAUUUAGAAUGGUGUCACCAAAAUACUUUUUGAUAACCCAUAAUUUUGAUAUUAUUGAAUAUAGACUUGAAUGUUUUCAUCAUUAUUUCGAUCAGUUAUCAUCAGCUAAAUGCAAAAAGGGGAGAACUGUAUUGACAUAAAAAAAUGCAGUUUCUCGGUUUUUGCGGUGUGAUAAAUUUAAUCAUUUAGAUGAAAUAAUUACAUGAAGUUAUAUGUUUCUUGUGAGAUUUAAUAGUUGGACAGCUGUCCGACUACAUGUUUUGGGAUUAAUGUAUAAAUUGUUUUUUUUUAUUGAAUGUUAAUGAAUAUAGUUCACUAAUAUUGUUCAUUAAAAGUUGUUUUCUGAA
Mercenaria mercenaria is the source of this 5678-nucleotide messenger RNA. Its product is annotated as zinc finger protein 208-like. The transcript is spliced from 10 exons. NCBI's taxonomy places the organism in Eukaryota, Metazoa, Mollusca, Bivalvia, Venerida, Veneridae. Gene Ontology annotation, molecular function: protein binding. Bases 112 to 2964 code for a protein of 950 amino acids. The record is from RefSeq and is a predicted model, not a curated record.